This is a messenger RNA of Passer domesticus (house sparrow), 1869 nucleotides long. Its product is annotated as WAS/WASL-interacting protein family member 3-like. The coding region runs from base 1 to 954 and encodes 317 amino acids. The record is from RefSeq and is a predicted model, not a curated record. The transcript is spliced from 2 exons. Lineage: Eukaryota; Metazoa; Chordata; Aves; Passeriformes; Passeridae.
AUGGUCGCAAUCCACAUCGCGGCAGAUGUACCACAGAAUCACGUAGAGGAUCAGCAGGAUGGCGAAGAUGAACAAAGCCACCAGGAUAGCCUUGGUCACCGGAGAGAUGAGGGACUGCAUGUCACCCGCGGACCGCCGCCGAGGACAGACGACUCGAGAACUACACGGGGGCAGCGAGCGCGGACGGAUCCCGCGGCCCCGCCGCCACCCCCGCCGCCGCCGCCAGCGACCCGGCGGGCACCGGCGGCUGGCGCCGAGCCGGUGGCGGAGUGCCGGGGGCUGCCUCGCUCAGCGCCCCCGCUGCGGCGCUCGGGCGGGCGCGGCGACUCCCGGGCGGGCGGGACGGGGCGGCGCGCACGGGCAGCUCGGCGCGGCGGGGCGCCCGGCCAUGGGCACCGCGGCCCCGCCGCGGCUUCAAGCCCGCCCUGCGGCGGCGGCGGAGCGCGGCCGGCCGCCGGCAAACUUAGGCGCGGGGGCGGCCCAUGGGGGACAGGUGUCAAGCGCCCGGUUGCCCUGCAGGUCUCCGACGAAAGCCAUCCACGGGGGAGGGAAAGUUGCGGGCGGGACGCGGCGGGCGCCGCCGCCCCCGGCCGCAGAGGGAGCGUGCGGGGGCAGUGGGAGCCGCGGGCAGCCCGGCCGCGGCAGCCCGGGACCGCGCCGGCCGGCGUGUUCCGCCCAGCCGAGGUGUUCCCUCCCCUCCCAGCCGCUCGCCCCCUCCUCCUUCCUCCUCCUUCCCCUCCUCCGCUGCCUCCUGCGGUCCCCCCGCCUCCCGCCGCGUCGCGGGGGAGCCCCGCCGGCCGGGUCUGUGCUGUGGUCCUGUCUGUAGCGGGGUGCGAGGGAACGGGAUUUCCUUUCCCUGUCCAUCCCCUCCGCCUGCAUUUGGCAUCUUCAUCCCCCAUAUCCCCCAUCAGAGACCGACCUGGAGCGGGGGCCGGCGGCGGGGAGGACGGCUGAGGCUUGUCUCCGUUUUCUAAGCAGAAAGGUCACUCCUUCCCACCUCCAAAAAAAUUAAAGUUUUUUCUUUUUCAUUCAGGCAGGUCGGCAUGGGUCACAGCCUGCCAAGCUUCCCUCAGCGGUUCUGUGGCCUUUGGCAUAUGCACCAAAGGUGCACCAGGACAGAUAGCAAGAAAAUAGGGCAGGAAGAUGGAAAUUGUAUGAAAGAGCAUCGCUUGCAUAUUCACCCCCAGCAGCAGGUCUGGUUUAGCUUUCAACUCACCCCCGAAUUCUGCAGCGCCAGAAGUGCCCAUGUAGCGGCACAUCACGUGCACACCAACCUUGGCACUCAGCACCUGAAGUGUGUCCAGACACCUGCCUGCCUGCCCGGCACAGCUGAUCAGGACCAGGCUUCCAGGCGAGGAGCCAGGUGCCCCAAGAUCAGCCCUGCGCUGCGAGGCAACCAGAGAUGCAGGCACCCUUCCCUCAGGUCACCCAAGCAGGUGGCUGAUGAGGGCACCCUUGGUGGGACACAGGCUGCUCAUAUGGUGUGAGCUGCUUCUGGUACAAUGCAAGGAGUUGCCACCUUUGAUCUCUAGUGGGGACAGACCAGGUGCAUCUUCACAGAAGCUUCUUGCUGAAUUUCAGUUCUGAGUGCAGUUGUAUCAAAAAUACAGAAACACAGAAGAACAUCGUUGAACUGUGUAAGGAAGAAAGGGCUGAAAGAAACCUUGAGACAUCAUCCCCCAAGAAGGACAAGAGCAACUUUGUCAAGAGGGAGAAAGAAAGACUUAAACUUCAAUACCUGAAAAGCAGAUAAAUGAAGGAUAAUCAAAUUCAAGAGUAAAAAGAUAUCAGCCAACUGUUACUGGGUCUUAGGGAGAGGAACAUGUGAUGUGACAGAUACGCUUCCCUGACGAGAAAAGUCAAGCUGUU